AUGGGAAAAUCGAGGAAGUCAAGAGCAAGUGCUACUACUUCUUCCAAACAAACUACCAAAGACAAAGAAACUCAGAGAUUUGAAGAACCUCAACAGAUUCUGGACACACCCAAUGUGGUCACAUGUGUCAAGAAAGCCGAAGAACUGGUUGUAUGCAACGAAGCAAGGGUGGACUUCGACAACCUAGCUGAUCAUGGUUUCGACAUCAGGGAUCAAGUUGACUUACAAGGUUGGUCUGGUUAUUUCAAUAGGCUAUGUGGUCCUAUUUACCACAAACUGGUGGUGGAAUUCUGGAAAAAUGCAGUUUGCAACGACUACUACGUCGUCUCCCAUGUGCUGGACAGGAAGAUUGUGAUUUCAGAAGAGUCCAUUGCAAAGCUACUGGGUAUGGAGUUCCAACAGGGAAAAAGGAUCAAGAACGUUGAUGCCAAUGUUCCUGGCAUGAGGAAGCAUGUCAAUUUUGCUAUUUAUGACAACUGGACCAUGGAUAGGACCAAGUAUGCUAUAAAGGAUCUGAAGCCUCAGAUGAAGAUCUGGCAGAAGAUUUUCAUAUCCUGCAUCCAUCCCAGAACAGGCGGAACUGAUUACCUCAAUGCAACUCAGAAGGUAAUCAUGUAUUACAUUUCUAGGGGUGAGAACAAGAGGUCUAUUUCUUACAUUCUGUAUGGAAGGCUACUCUCAGAUAUCUUCACGCAGAAUCAGUUGGUCAAGGCUCUUUUUGAUCUGGGACUUCAUGAUGAUUUGGCUAUGACCAUUGGAGAUCCUCUCAAUGGAACUAAGCUGAAGAGAAUGCAGAUUAUUGAGAAAGUUCAGAUUGAACCGAAAGAAGACACAUCUGAAGAGAUACGUCAGAAGAACUACCCUGUUAAUGACUUUCCUCUAUGGUCUAAAAAGGACAAUCCAGCAUGCAUUCUGGAGUAUGUGAGGAUGCUCAGAAGAGAAGGAGAUCAUAUCACCCUUGAAGAAUUUGUCACAACUCUUCCUGACAGUCCUCCUGAGAUGCCAACAAGGAGAGCAAAGAAAACAACCAGCAAGCCUUCAGAUCCCAAGGGCAAAGGGAUUCUGAUAGAAGAACCUAAAAAGAAGAAAGUUGCAUCCAAGUCAGUGGUCAUCAGGGAACCCACUCCAGAAAGACCUCCUAAGAGAACCUCAGUGCAAUCACCUCAACUAUCUGAGUCUGAAAGCUCUGAGAACUCCUUGGAAGAAUCCUCAAGUGAGGAGACUGAAGAUGAUGAUGUUCCUCUAGCCAAGAGGCGAAAAGUUAUUUUUGAGGAAGAAGAUGAGCAGGAUGACUGUGAGAUCAUCUAG
Lotus japonicus is the source of this 1308-nucleotide messenger RNA. RefSeq lists its product as uncharacterized. Lineage: Eukaryota; Viridiplantae; Streptophyta; Magnoliopsida; Fabales; Fabaceae. Bases 1 to 1308 code for a protein of 435 amino acids. The transcript is spliced from 2 exons. The record is from RefSeq and is a predicted model, not a curated record.